Molecule: messenger RNA, 1332 nt
Organism: Neltuma alba
Lineage: Eukaryota; Viridiplantae; Streptophyta; Magnoliopsida; Fabales; Fabaceae
Product: CRIB domain-containing protein RIC10-like
Exons: 4
Coding region: 515-1174 (219 amino acids)
Source: RefSeq, a predicted model, not a curated record
UUUUUCCAUUGUAACAAUAACAACACAAUAAUUUGUAGAGUUCACCAAAGCCGCACAGUUAUCCUUUGUGAAGCGUUUAUGUCGGAGGUCUCACUAAAUAUAACCAGAACUCAUGAGGAUUUAACACAAGCUCUCUGCAUUUUCACCGAAAAAAAUUCCGGCAAGGCACUGGUUUUGUACUCACCGGCCGGCGAUCAAAACCAGUGCUCACCGGAUUUUCCAUCCUUCUGGGUUUAGUAACCAAAAGUCUCAUCUCGUUUUUCCUUUUGGUUUCCUUUCUUCCCCUUCUUCCCUUUUGAUCCCUGUCUGACAUUGUCUGGCUAAUAACGUACGUCUGUUUAGCUUCAGGUAUUGAGAAAUCUUUGUUUUCCAUAUAGCCGCUCCGAUUAGGUGACAUUCUCUUGUCUCUCUGUCCACUGCAUCAAUCUGUUUCAUCUCGAAAUGUGGACGUCCAUCUUCAAACCUUAGCCCCAACACCAUCAGAGUUUAAGGUGCAAGGUUUCUGCGGCGGGAAAUGUCGACCAAGGUGAAAGGACUGUUCAGAGGUCUCAGAUACAUUUCACAAAUAUUUGAUGAGAAAGAAGAAGAUGAAAUACAAAUCGGGUUCCCAACAGACGUAAAGCAUGUGGCACACAUCGGAAUGGAUGGUCCGUCAGCAAACACCCCAACAUGGAUGAAUGAAUUUAAAACCGCAUCAGAGGUCUCACAACCGGCAUCGGCGCCGGUAGAAGCACCGGUCGACUCUGUCGAAACUCAAGGAGAUGGUAAGACUUCAAAGGAUUCAAAACGUAAAGCAAAACAUAUUCCAAAAUCAAGACACGGUUCCUUGGAAAGCAAUAACACGGAUUCCCCAACCCGAGGGAGCUCAGACGGAUCAAAGCAUGUGCGACGCCACCGAUCAUCGGACCCUACAUCGGAGUGUUCGGCUCGCGAUUCCCCGUCCUCCGGCACCCGACAAUCGAGAAAAGGCCGGAGCUCGAAUCCAGGAUCGGAUUCGCAGGCGGCAUCGAAACCGGGGCGUCGUCGGAAGGCGAAGACGACAUCCAUUGACGACACGGAGAGGCCAGAGCGGUCAUCGAGAAGAUCGUCGAAAGGUGAUUCCAUGUCUGACAUCUCUUUACCGGAUCUCGAUGCAGCGAGUGAAAACGGGCACGAGCGGAAAAACAGCGAGUGAGGAUUGAGAAUUGAUUCGGAUAAAUCUUUCAGGUUUAGUGACACAGAUUGAAUUGUAAUGAGAAUCUAGAGAGGAAAAGACUGAGAAGGAGGGGAGGAGGGAAGAAAAUUUGUAAUUUGUAAAUUAGUUAAUUUUAAGUUUGGACGCAGUCCUCCACU